Messenger RNA from Anastrepha obliqua, 1194 nucleotides. It is a transcript of the gene Vago, whose product is annotated as protein Vago. The record is from RefSeq and is a predicted model, not a curated record. Lineage: Eukaryota; Metazoa; Arthropoda; Insecta; Diptera; Tephritidae. The coding region runs from base 244 to 774 and encodes 176 amino acids. The transcript has 3 exons.
UUUAACAUUUGCGAACAACAAAACGUGUGAAGCGCACAGGAAAACCGAAUAAAAACAAAUUAAAAAAUAUACAAUUUAUUGACUAAGAAGUUCAAUUUGGUAAAAAAAAAAAAUUCAAGUUCAUUGAAAGGCUAUACACAAAUUGAUAACGAACGAAAUUAGUCAUCAAAUGUGAAAAGUUGCACAACUGCAUAAGGUGCUAAGUAAACAAAUAGUUUAUAAAUAAUCGCAGACUCUGCAAGAAUGAGCCUGGGCAUGAUGUCACGUGGACCACACACGCUCUGUACGCACUUCUAUUAUCGCUGCUGUAGUUGUAGUAAAUUAUUGCUGCUUUUAUGGGCUGCUCUUACAUUGCCCGCGCCAAUAAGCAGAGCGAACCCAGCUUAUCGCGCUGGCUAUUUUGAAGGCAAAUGCACUGAUGCUGAGACCGGACGCGAGCUCUUCAUCGGCGAGGCCUUCACGCGUCCGGGUCAAUGUAUACGAGUGCAAUGUUUGGGCACUCUGCAGCUAUGGCAUGACAGAUGCCAAGUACCGAAAUUACAGGGCAAUUGCAGUCCCGUACCGCCAGCCAAUGAAUUUCUCAAUUAUCCACUCUGUUGCCCAUUGUACACAUGCAAAUCGUAUGUGACCAAUGAAGUAGGCGAAACGGAAGAAACACGAACUUACGAUCAGUACGGAUCUUUGCGAAGGACGCAUAUAUCUCAAGUUUUCAAUGUAGACCCGGCUAGAGGAAAAAUACCAGGCUCCGGUGUAAUGACACAAUUUGAGAUUUAAACGCUUUUUGAGGGAAUGAAUGCACAGAUGUUGAUGUACCUAUUUUAAAUAGUUUUAAUUAAUUUUUCUUUGUGAGUUUUUUCCAAUCGUAUGAUUCGAUUUGUUUGAUACGAGUAUUUUGGUGCUAGUGCUCGGCGUUAGUAAGAGUUUUGUAAAAGUGUCUAAAAAUAAUUAAUUAAUUCGUAUCAAGCCAGUGGUAAGGGUAAAUAUAAUGAAAAGUCCUGCAAAAUUUGGUUUAACUCCUUUACAAAGAGGCAGUCAUAAUUCAAUAUGUAAAAACCCUUUUCCGAUAUGAACUAUGAAAUGAGGAACAAUAAGCUUUAGACUAUUCAUACAAUAGAAAGUAGCAGCACUGUUAUAACUUUUGUUAUAAAAUAAAACGUAAAUUUACAGUUGUGUUCUGUAAAAUGAUUAAAAAGA